Chanos chanos (milkfish) is the source of this 1773-nucleotide messenger RNA. Its product is annotated as ribonuclease inhibitor-like. Bases 1 to 1773 code for a protein of 590 amino acids. The record is from RefSeq and is a predicted model, not a curated record. The transcript is spliced from 12 exons. Gene Ontology annotation, molecular function: protein binding. NCBI's taxonomy places the organism in Eukaryota, Metazoa, Chordata, Actinopteri, Gonorynchiformes, Chanidae.
AUGAAUCUGAGUGGGAAUAAACUAGGAGACUCAGGAGUGAAACACAUCUGCACCCUACUGAAAAAUCCAAACUGUAAACUCCAGAAACUGCUACUUUCUGACUGUGGUAUAACAGGUGAAGGAUAUGCAGCACUGACUUCAGCUCUUAAAUCAAACCCCUCACACCUGAUAGAGCUGGAUCUGAGAGGGAACGACCCUGGAGACUCAGGAGUGAAGCUGGUCACUGAUUUACUAGAUUUACUUAAUAAUACCGAGUGUAAACUGAAGACACUGAGGUUGUUGAAGAGUGAUGCAGAGAAAGCCUGUGAUUAUCUGACUGAGGCUCUAGGUAAAAACCCCUUACUCCUGACAGAGCUGGAUCUGAGUGAGAAGAAACCAGGAGACUCAGGAGUGAAGCAGUUCUGUGCUCUUCUGGAGGAUUCACACUGCAAACUGCAGAAACUUAAGCUUAAUGACAGCAGUAUAACAGAAGAAGGCUGUGAUGCUCUGACUUCAGCUCUGACAUCAAACCCCUCACACCUGAUAGAGCUGAAUCUGAGUGGGAAUAAACUAGGAGACUCAGGAGUGAAGCACAUCUCUGCUCUACUCAGGAAUGCACACUGCAAACUCCAGAGACUGCUACUUUCUGACUGUGGUAUAACAGGUGAAGGAUAUGCAGCUCUGGCUUCAGCUCUUAAAUCAAACCCCUCACACCUGAUAGAGCUGGAUCUGAGAGGGAAUGACCCUGGAGACUCGGGAGUGAAGCUGGUCACUGAUUUACUAAAUUUACUUAGUAAUAUCGAGUGUAAACUGAAGACACUGAGGCUUGAAAACAACAGUGUGACAGAACAAGGCUGUGUCGCUCUUGCGUCAGCUCUGACAUCAAACCCCUCACACCUGACAGAGAUGAAUCUGAGUGGGAAUAAACUAGGAGACUCAGGAGUGAAACACAUCUGCACCCUACUGAAAAAUCCAAACUGUAAACGACAGAAACUGCUACUUAAUAACAGCAAUGUAACAGAAGAAGGCUGUGCUGCUCUGACUUCAGCUCUGACAUCAAACCCCUCACACCUGAUAGAGCUGAAUCUGAGUGGGAAUAAACUAGGAGACUCAGGAGUGAAACACAUCUCUGCUCUACUGAGGAAUCCAAACUGUAAACUCCAGAGACUGCUGCUUAAUGACAGCAAUAUAACAGAAGAAGGCUGUGCUGCUCUGACUUCAGCUCUGACAUCAAACCCCUCACACCUGAUAGAGCUGAAUCUGAGUGGGAAUAAACUAGGAGACUCAGGAGUGAAGCACAUCUCUGCAUUACUGGAGAAUUCAAACUGUAAAGUACAGAGACUGCUACUUUCUGACUGUGGAAUAACAGGAGAUGGAUGUGCUGUUCUGGCCUCAGCUCUGAGAUCAAACCCCUCACACCUGACAGAGCUGAAUCUGAGAGGGAAUAAACUAGGAGAUUCAGGAGUGAAGCACAUCUCUGAUAUGCUGCAGAAUUCAAACUGUAAACUACAGAAACUGCUGCUUGAAAACAACAGUGUGACAGAACAAGGCUGUGUCGCUCUUGCUUCAGCUCUGAGAUCAAACCCCUCACACCUGACAGAGAUGAAUCUGAGUGGGAAUAAACCAGGAGACUCAGGAGUGAAGCACAUCUGCACCCUACUGAAAAAUCCAAACUGUAAACUCCAGAAACUGCUGUUGUUGAAGAGUGAUGCUGCAGAGAAAGCCGAUGUUUAUCUGACUGAAGUUCUAGGUAAAAACCCCUUACUCCUGACAGAGCUGGAUCUGAUGUACUGA